Cladocopium goreaui is the source of this 1173-nucleotide messenger RNA. Lineage: Eukaryota; Dinophyceae; Suessiales; Symbiodiniaceae. The record is from the annotation of a GenBank genome assembly.
AUGGAGCGUAGCCGCAGCCGCGCUGCUCCCAGUGGUGCUCUGACCGCGGCCGGGGCGCUGCAAGCGCUGACUGAGGCGCUGCCGAAAUCGCCGGGGGACGAGGACGAAAGUCGCGUUCACUUUCCAUGGCAAGCUGGCUUGGUCCUGGACUGCCGCUACCAGAUUCAAGAGCUUUUGGGCGACGGAGCCUUUGGACGAGUGCUGAAAGCCCGAGAUUUGCAAGAGGAUACGGAUGUGGCUUUGAAGGUGAUUCGAGAUGUGGAGCGCUACAGAGACAAUGCCCAGGUGGAAGUCAACAUUCUGUUAGAUCUCCGGAAGGCAGACCCAGAGGAUCAAUUCCACUGUGUGAGACUGUUGGGGGCCUUCCUCCAUAGCGGUGUGUAUUUUUGCAUCGUGACGGAGCUCUUGGGCGAUGCCUUGUACGACUUCUUGAAGUGGAACGGCUACCGCGGCUUCUGGUUGCAGGACAUCCAGAGCUUUGCGCAGCAGACCUUGCGGGCGUUGGCCUUUCUGCACUCGCUCAGCUUGACGCACACCGAUUUGAAGCCCGAGAACAUCUUGCUGCAGACGCGCAGUCUGCCGCAGGUCUCGACGUUUCCACGGGGAGAGUUGCAGCCACCGUCACCCAGGUACGCGGAGCUGCCCUACAUCCGUCCGGCGGACCGUCGGGUGAAGCUGAUCGACUUUGGCAAUGCCACCUACGUUGACAUGCAUCACUCCUCCAUCAUCCAAACGCGACAGUAUCGUUCUCCCGAAGUCGUUCUCCACCUGGGCUGGAGCGAGAAGGCGGAUCUCUGGAGCUUGGGUUGCAUCCUGUGGGAACUUUACAGUGGCAACAUGCUCUUCGAGACUCACAACAGUGCUGAGCAUUUAGCCAUGAUGGAACGAAUCUUGGAACCAUUCCCAGAGUCGAUGCUCUCGCGGGUCAGCGGCAAGACGAAGACGCGCUUUGUGGCGGAAGUCACGGAGGAUCAGCACCGGCUGCAGUGGCCCAAGAACGCCGAGUCUGAGAGAUCCGUGCUGAAAGUCUGGAAACAGUGGCCUCUGGAAGAUCGGGUGCCUGCUGAGCACUUGGACUUCGUGCAGUUCCUGCGGGGGCUCCUGGCGUUGGAGCCCUGGCGGAGAGAGGUGCCGCAGCAGUGCAGGUUCCUCUCCAUGGAGUACAAGGAAUGA